Messenger RNA from Bactrocera dorsalis (oriental fruit fly), 6468 nucleotides. RefSeq lists its product as uncharacterized. The transcript is spliced from 12 exons. The coding region runs from base 1461 to 5018 and encodes 1185 amino acids. Lineage: Eukaryota; Metazoa; Arthropoda; Insecta; Diptera; Tephritidae. The record is from RefSeq and is a predicted model, not a curated record.
AUGCCAAGCUUAUGUCAACCUAACCGAGUUGCCGAAUAAGCGAGCCUCACACCGAAAAUACCCUACAGGCUGCUCCACACACGGUUCGCAAACCAGCACCUCCCAGCCAAACUUACAUACAUAUGUACAAAUGCACAAAUAUGUACAAAUGCAUAUACCUACACAUUCAUAUAAAUAAAUAUGUACAUAUGUAUGUAGUCCAAUUCCAAUUGUAAUCCCAACACCAAAAACCACCCCAAACUCUCAACACAGCACUUUCAUUACUCACAAGCGCAACAACAAUUUUAUAAUAAAUAUGAAAAAAAUACAACCUCAACCAUUUCCCCUCUUCAAUUCAAUAAAAUGCGUUUCGUUGCCGCACAUGAAUCGAAUCGAACCGAAAUGAAUCGAUGCGACAGCGCCGCGCAGCAAUCACAAUCAUUUCUCCCAUUUCCGACGCAACUGAUUGAAUGUCAUUUCUCGCUGUCGCUGUCGCUGCCACAGCUGCUGCCAGCGUCGCAGCCAAACUCAACGCUGUCGACGUUAAACAAACGACGUUGUCCACGUCGUCGUCAACGUCAUCGUUGUCGUCGUUGGCAUCGUCCUCGUCGCUAACGUCGUCGUACACGCCAGCAGUUGUCGUAUUUUUCUUCUAUCAAAUUUCAUUUUUUCGUUUCGGUUCCUUCUGCAAUUGCGAUUGUGUAUGUAAUGUAAUUGUUGUUUGUCCCUGCUCGCUUGUUGUUGCUGGUUUGUGUGUGGCUGUGUGUAUAUGUGUGUGUGAGUGUGGGUAUAUCCGCGUAUUUUCCCCACAUUUGCUAUUGCUAUUGCUGUUGUUGCUGUUGCUGUUGCUACUGCCUUUGACUGUUUGCUGAUUGUGUAUUUGGGCGGCGCACUACGCGUCUAUUUACUAACUAGUAGAUAUGUGAGUGCGAAUUGUAUUCGUAUUCGGCAUCGCAAUCGCAUUCGUAUUCGCCGUGUGUUUCUGUGACUGUCUGCAAUCAUUUGUCCUCUCAUACGCGCAGUGACACGCCGACGGUGCGGUAGUUAAAUAUUAAAUGCGGUAAAUUCGGUAGCAGUUUCGGUUAUACGUUAUUGGUGUUUAACUAAUAUUACAAGAAAAAUUAAUAUUGUAACGCAUUGCGUCAAUUUAUUAUUUGAACUUAUAGUGUUUUUGUGUUUAUCGAAAAUUGUGUUAUUUUUAUGUGUGCGAAAUAAUUUGUCAUAAAAAUCGCGCAAAAUUACACAAAACUAAUAAGAGCGACAUACACACGUGCAAAUAUAUGCGCCAAAACUAAUUUGUGUGCUGCUCAGUGAUAACGAAAAACAAUAAAGUGAAAUACAAAAAAAAAAAACAAAAAAAUUCUAAGUUGUGCAAACUCCCCACAAGUAUAACCAAGAUUAACCGAAAAAUUACGAAAAUCACUAUAUAACGGUUAAAAAAACGCAAACAAAAAUAGUUACAGUGUUGGAUGUGACAAAGCAUGGAUUCUAACGCCAUCGAUGCACAAUCGAUCACAAGUGAACACAGUGUUGCCUCGUCUACCUCCUCCGCGCUGCAUGGCGCCGUAUUAGCGGCUGUUAAGCGCGAACGUUCACCGACACCGGUACACAACAACAGCAAAACAAUGAACACCAUUUCAGUGGCCACCAAUCUCACAAACAAUAAUCAUAAUAGUAAUAACAAUAACAACAACAAUAAUAAUAACAAUAGUCCACGCCACAACAAGCUGAGCCCCAGCUAUCAUCACAACAAUAAUAAUAACAACAGCAUACUGUUGGCGCACAGCAUGAAUCCGACAGCGCUGCUAAUGCAUCAUCAGCAACAGCAGCAGCAGCAACAACAGCAUCAACAACAUCAACAGCAGCUAAAUGGUUCACGUGAUGGCAAUAGCAGCCGCGGUGGUAGCGGUCCCGGCGGCAGUGCUGCCGGCUCGCUAAGCGGCAGCAUAGGCGACGAUCGUCCGUCGAACGGACGCCUUUCGCAUACUGGACGCGGUUCAAGUUGCUCGCCAGCCAGUUCACCGACACGCCAUCCCAACGCCGUCAGUCCGGUGACAUCGCUCAAUCAUACGAUGAUGCAACAAAUGCAACAGCAACAUCAUCAACUUAGUCCACCGCCACAUGUGACGGGUGUGCCGACACCGAAUGGUUUGCCCGCUGGUCUGCCGCCACGCAUGCCACACGGUUUGCCACCACAUUCGCUCGGCUUGCUCAACUCACUGCAAAUGAUGCAUCAUGCCUCGCCGCUCGAGCUGAUGGCGGCUGCCCAUCAUCAUGUGCCGCCGCGCUCGUACAAUAGUCCGCCACCGAUUUCCACAUCGGAUCCCAGCGCUAACGAAUGCAAGCUGGUCGAAUAUCGUGGUCAGAAAGUGGCCGCCUUCAUUAUUAGCGGUGACACAAUGUUGUGUCUGCCACAGGCUUUCGAGCUAUUCCUCAAACACUUGGUGGGCGGUCUGCAUACGGUCUAUACGAAACUGAAGCGCCUAGAUAUUGUGCCGUUGGUGUGCAAUGUGGAGCAAGUGCGUAUAUUACGCGGUCUCGGCGCCAUACAGCCGGGUGUUAAUCGGUGUAAACUGCUCGCCUGCAAGGACUUCGAUAUUCUCUACAGGGACUGCACGACUGCCAGAUGCUUAUCGAUCAAGCCACCUGAGAGUAACUCUCUGCAAUUCCGCAGUUCCAGACCGGGUCGACCGCCAAAACGUGGCCCCGUCGGUUUGUCGCUGCCGCCCACACACCUGUCACAACAUCCGCAGUUGAAGAAGCAUCGACUGGAUAAUGGUGACUACGCAUACGAGAAUGGCCAUAUUGCUGAUUUGAAUCGCUUGGAAAAGUCACCACUACUCGCCAAUGGCUAUAAUCCCCCGCCCAUCAAUCAUAUGGCCUUCAUGCAAAUGAAUCACCAUCCCGGCACGGCAUUAAUGUCACCCGGCAUGCCGCCACAUGGCUUACACGCUCGUCCCGACAGUCAAAUGCUGAAAGCCGCCGCUCAAGGCGGCAUGUCCGCGGCGAAUAUGGACGCGUUGGCACGUUCCGGCAUUUGGGAGAAUUGUCGUGCCGCUUAUGAGGAUAUUGUUAAACAUUUGGAACGCUUACGUGAAGAGCGCACUGAUGAACGCCAGCAAAUGAAUAGCGGCGGUGGCGUUGGCAAUGAGCCGAAGAUACGAGAUCUAAGCUCACGAAAUUCUGGUUCGCCGAGUCGUCAAAGUCCCGUACUGAAUCUCUCCAAAUCCGGCGGCAAUACCGAUCAAGGCAGCAAUUGUGAUGAGCGCAGUGAACGUAGCGAAAUGCAUUCGCCAGUGCAUUCGGUGCGCGAUGGCAGCGUCGGUGGCGGCAGUCAGGGUGUGAUUGGCGUCGAGGACGACGAUGACGAGAAUCUGAGUGAUGAUAAUGCGUCAGAAGUCGACGAACGCUGCGCCAAAGAUGAAGAAGACUUAAGUGAUACGGAACGUGAUAAUAUAACGUCGUCGGCGGCGUCACAACGUCAUCAUCCACUGCAUCAUCACCACCACCAUCAGCUACAUCAUGGCGCCAACAGCAAUGCCAUGGGCGUGGGCGAACGUGGCGGUGUUGCGGGCGGACCAGGCGCCGGUGUUGGUGUAGGUGUCGGUGUUGGCGGCCUUGGUGUUGCCGCCGCCGCAGCUGCCGCCACCGCCGCUGGUCUCAACGAACGCGACAUACUCAACACGCAUGCAGCGCUACAACAAUCACCCGUCUCCACACACAAUGCGGCCGCCGUCGCAGCGUUGCAACAACAUCAUCAGCGUGCGCUCAACUAUUCACAUUUGGCAGCGGCCGCAGCCGUCGCUGGCGGUGCCACUGGUGGGCCCGGUGCUAAAGCUGCCCUUACCAAUGGACCUGGCUCCGGUGGCGCUCUUGCCGGUACAGAAGCUCUGCUGGCAGCCAACGAUGCCACGGCAGCUGCCGCUUUGGCCGGUGGGCUAGCGCUUGGUCCACUCGCUAUGGAAUCGCAUGAAGCGCCACCGUCAAAUCACGCGUUAAUGAACAAUAUAAUGACUUUAAUGAAAGUGGUUGCGGACAAUUUACGACAGCAGGAUCGACACAUCACCUAUGAAAAAGCGGAGCUCAAAAUGGAUGUUUUGCGCGAACGCGAAGUCAAAGAUUCAUUAAAUCGGCAAUUAGCUGACGAACGGAAACUCAGAGUUUUGUAUCAGAAACGCUACCGUCGCGAGCGUAAAAUGCGCAUACGCUACCAACAGCAGCUGGACGGUGGCAAACGAAAAUUGACACACCCAUCAAAUGCGGGUGGCAGCAGCAGUGGUGGUGGCAGUGCCAACAAUGGCGGUGCCGUCGGGCCCAAUGGCAAUGAGGAUGGACGCAGCAGUGUGGGCGGUGAAUGCAAAAAUAAUAGCGGCGAAGCAGCGACACGUAAAACGGAACCAGAUAACGAUUGCAAAUCGAGCGAAAAGUCUGAGAAGUCGUUGAAUUCCAAUGAUGGCUGUUCGCAAUCACAAAAUGCACAACAACAAUCACAGCAAACGCAGCUACAACAACAACAUCACCAAACACCAUCCCAAUCAUUGUCACAUCAUCAUCUACAACAACAACAGCAACAACCACUGCGCCUGAGGCAACGUUCGGAAAGUCCCAGUUUUAAACGUGAACCACACUCGGAUCGUGAUAGUCCGCUCGUCGGACGUCGUAGCGUCGAUCGUUUGGAGCGUUGCGAUCGUGAUCAUGCCGAACGUGAGUCGCGUGAACAUUGCGAACGCUCAGAACGUGAUUGUGGCGACGCCGCGGCCAUUGAGCGUUCACUUAGCAUGCCACCCACUUCGCAGGCGGAGAGCAGUUUGGCGGCGGCGGCUGCAGCUAGUGGUGGCAAGGCACCAUGGAACUAUCCGGGCAUCGAUUUAAUGGCCACAGGCGCCUUUUGGCAGAACUAUUCCGAGUCCUUGGCGCAAGAAAUCGAAUUAGAGCGCAAAUCGCGCGCUGCCAAUGCUGAACGUGAUGUGAAGAGUCCCUUAACUGAGCGCCCACCAGCGUACUACAAGAAUUCGAUGCUCUUCGGCGGGGCAAACUAAAGAGUAAACAAAAAUACUUUAAGCUUGUGCAACAAAGUGAGUAUUCCAAAGACGAUACAAGGGGGAAUACAUAUGUACAUACAUACAAGUAUAUGUACGAGUAUAGGUUAUUUACCGACGGCCCCAGUGUGAAGCACAAGUAGGGAGCGGGAAUUAUAAAAAUUGUUAAGGAUGAGAGAAUAUUAGUUAUAUUGCAGUAAUGAUCUCAAGGUGUAAACGCGAAAAUAAUAAAUAAAGGGAGAAAAGUGCGUUUGGAGCGAAAUUAUAGCAGCACAAUACCAAGAAAGCUAUGAAAAAGCGAGCAAAAAUAAAUGUAAAAUGCAACUGCUUUGGAAAUCUCUUAGCAGUAAUUAGUAUACGAUAGCGAGUGCGCAGCCGAAAGUGCGUAAAAAUAAUGAAAAAAUAUUUGUGAAUAAUAAGAAUUAUAGGAAUUUUAAAAAAGCAUUUACGAGUAGAGCAAAUAGCAGUACUUACUAAACUAGUUACCAGUGGAGCAUAUGCGAGCGGGUAUAUAGUAGUGUAUAUAGACAAAAGCCAAUAGGUGGCAACGUUUUUUUAUAUGUAGAUAUUUAUUUGUAAAUUUGCGAAAAUUAAUUUAAAAAAAGCUUAGCGAAUUCUUUCUGCGGUUCUUAAAUACUUAACUAAGUAUGUACUACUUGAAAAUGCGCAAGUAAUGGAGAAAUACUUGAAAGUAACUAGUAGCCAUAGAUAUGUAAGUGCUUACACAUACAUACAUAAUUAUGUAUUUGCAUAUGUAGUACAUAGAGUAUGUUUAUUUAGACGUUUUUGAAAAGCGUACUAAAUUAAGAUUAAUGUUCACACACACACACAUAUAAACUUGUAUGUAUAAUUAAUUAGAUAAUUAGUUGCUUAAGCCAGUGAGAACAGCUUUUUCGUAGUGAAGUAGUAGGUUAAAUUAAAAAAAAUUAAGAUAAUCUUAAAAUUAUGAGUUCGCGUUACAUACAUACAUACUUACACACAUACAUACAUACGAUACUUAUGUAGCAAAUGGAGCAUAAAUGAUGCUUCAUGUAAGCAACCAGUGCUAUAUAAGAAAGCUUCCUUGAAUCUAAUGGCUUGUAUGUAGUUAAAACUGUUAGCUGCAUAAGCCAGUUAGACAUGGCUGUAUGUAAGCUUAUGUGCUUUUACAUACAUACAUACAUAUACCAAUAACUAUUGUAAGUAGUUCAGUAAUUGUUUAAAACUAAAAUGCUGCUUCAGAACCAAAAUAUCUGUAAAUACGAGUAAUUUAAAAGCUGACACUUGUUUGCAAACGAUUUUUUCGCGUUACAUACAUACAUAUUUUUAUCAACUACAAGGCAAGAGAGGAGAGUUGAAUAUGUGGGAGAAAGUUGCUACACAUGUAAAAAAAGAAGAAAAGAUUUGUUUUAAUAAGCAUUUGGGGCAAAGUUUCAAAAAAUUUAAAAAUCUCAAUUAAUUUAUUUUUUUU